AUGCCAGACAUGUACAGCUUCCAGAGCCCAAAGCCGGCUUCACAAUCAGAGAAUGAACAUGUUCCUCAACUCACACCGAACAUUCUUCCCUGCCGAAUCCACCACGAUGGCCCCAUCGACUCUACGGACCGAUUCUGGACGCCCUCCACUGACGCGAAAGAUAAAACACAAUCGUCACACUUCCGCGGCCGCAAACUUCGAGGCCGUCGCGUCGCGAUCCCAGAGGGAUACACAGGAAUUGUCGCGACGCCCACAGAGCGUGUCUCCCAACAACCAGUCAAGAACUCAUCGGCAGAAGAUGACGUAACAGAGCUUGAAGAGCCUGUCAAAAUACUCGAGAUGCAGGGUACGUUCGACGAGAUGAUGGUCUGGGGACACGAGGUUCUUCCUGCGGCAGAUGACCCCUAUGUCAAGGGUAUUGAAGAAUGGUUGCGGUUUGCUGAGACGAUGCAUGGAACCUCUGCGCCUGUGGGUAAGUAG
This is a messenger RNA of Penicillium maclennaniae, 480 nucleotides long. Its product is annotated as ribonuclease H2 subunit C. Lineage: Eukaryota; Fungi; Ascomycota; Eurotiomycetes; Eurotiales; Aspergillaceae. Gene Ontology annotation, cellular component: ribonuclease H2 complex. Bases 1 to 480 code for a protein of 159 amino acids. Gene Ontology annotation, biological process: RNA catabolic process. The transcript is spliced from 3 exons. The record is from RefSeq and is a predicted model, not a curated record.